Molecule: messenger RNA, 851 nt
Organism: Anarrhichthys ocellatus (wolf-eel)
Lineage: Eukaryota; Metazoa; Chordata; Actinopteri; Perciformes; Anarhichadidae
Product: rab3 GTPase-activating protein non-catalytic subunit-like
Exons: 5
Coding region: 131-805 (224 amino acids)
Biological process (GO): regulation of GTPase activity
Source: RefSeq, a predicted model, not a curated record
GCUGGCUGGCUGUGGAGUCGUAUAAUGGGAAGAGAUUAUUGUAUUCAAAAUCAGUUUGAAUAAAUGAUUGACAUUAAACUCACUGCUGCACUGAUUCCUGUUCUCUCUCUCAUCUCUCCUGUUAGGCAUCAUGACGCUGUGUGUGUUUGACCAGAUGAAGAAUGCAUCCAUCCUUGGGGGGUUUAAUGCGUCAGUCAAGGGCAGCCCCCCCGCCAUGAGCCAGUAUGUCACUGUGGGAGGUGGGCCAUACACAGGCUUUUACUAUGCUGUAGAGGGAAGCUCCCAGCCUCUCCUCUCUCACGUGGCUCUCGCUGUGGCCAGUAAACUUACCUCAGCCCUCUUCAGUGCUGCCAGUGGAUGGCUAGGUUGGAACAAGCACAAGAAUGAAGAGGUGGUUGUUCAGAAACAGAAGCCCAAGGUGGAGCCUGCAACACCUUUGGGGAUCAGAUUUGGUCUUCCAGACUCCCGUCGUCACGGCGAGUCCAUCUGUCUGUCCCCCUGCAACACGCUUGCGGGAGUAACGGAUGACUUUGGUCGAGUCACACUGCUGGACUUGGCCAGGGGCAUUGCCAUCCGCAUGUGGAAAGGUUACCGAGAUGCUCAACUGGGUUGGCUGCAGGUUCCGGAGGAGCGCGGUGAUCGGGAGUUCUCCCCCUCUGCCUCCCUUCCCAGACGCCAUGCGUUGUUCCUGGUCAUCUACGCACCCCGCAGGGGAAUCCUGGAGGUGUGGGGGAUGCAGCAGGGGCCUCGAGUUGGGGCCUUCACUGUGGGCAAACACUGCAGGUAUAAACAAUGCGAAAACUGAAGGCGUCAACUUUUUCCUGAUAAAACAUAAAUUAACUGUGGUUUAU